GCCUUGUGGCAAAAGCUGUCGCUUCACACAUUGAGGGGUCGGGUUCGAUUCCCGGCGAAGGGGUGGAAACAUGGGCGUGUUUCCUUAACACUGGUUGUCUAUGUUCACCCAUCAGUAAAAUGGAUACCUGGGAGUUAGUCAACCGGUGUGGGUCGCAUCCUGGGACAAAACUGACCUAAUUUGCCCGAAAUGCUCUACAUAACAAGGCGCUUUCUAUAUAGUAGAUUAGAACCAUGGAUCCAGAGUUGGCCCUCCAGAUGUUUGAAGAGGGGGGAACACUAGUCCUCCUUGGCAUGCCAAUUGGAACAGAGUUUGGCAUUGACUUAAGUUCCUGGAAUGUUGGUGAAAGAUUUAAAGGGGUGAAGAUGAUUCCUCCAGGUAUCCACUUUAUUUAUUUUAGUGCUGUAAGUCGCCAAGGAGACACAGCACCGAGAACAGGAUUUUUCCAUGUUUUUAAGCAACGAGAAAUUGUAGUGCGUCAUUAUGAUGAAAAAGCUGAAGACUUGAAAGAAGAUGUAGACCCAGAAGAAGUGGAAAGAGUUCGUGCCAGCCUACGUGAUUUGGACAGAUGUCUUGGAGCAUAUCCCAUAGAGUCCUGGGAAAAGUGGAUCUCACUGACACAAUAUAUUCCUUCUGCAGAGUUAGAAAGAAUGAUUCCAAAAUCAGGCAGGAUUUGUUCAGUAAUUGAAUUAGCAUCAGUAAAUGCUUGGCAUGGAACAAGAAAGAAGUCAAAAAGCACAAGCACUACCUCUGCUACAGACAACCAGCCAACAUGUUCUGGUGAUCAGUUUAAUGAAUGUUUAGAUUUAAGUAACAUGGACCAGCAGCCAAGCAAAUCACGAAUCAACACCCACAAUUCCAGUGCGUGUCCAGAGAUAGUUUUGAGCUCUGAACCUGAGAUAGAACCGAGGCAAGUUCUCCCUGACAUGAUACCCAAACCAGGCACAGAGUUUCGGUUUAGCAAAUUUCCAGCUCGACCAUAUCGUGAUGGAGCCACACCCAGUGAAGUGACACAAUAUAGCCUUGACUCUUCCUACAGCAUCAGACAAAUGAUAGCCAAAGUUGAUAACCCUGAGAGUAUGCUGGCAGAGCUGCAGCUGGCUUUUGUAUCUUUCUUAGUGGGCCAAGUAUGGGAUGGUUGGGAGCACUGGAAGCGCCUCUUGUCAGAAAUGUGUCGUGCAGAAGAACUUUUGCAGCAGUACCCUGAUCUGUACAACAAAUUCCUCUCCAUCAUACAUUUUCAGAUACAUGAGGUCCCAGAAGAUUUGUUUGUUGAUAUUGUUGAGAGCAACAAUUUCUUGGCAGCUGCAUUGAGAUCCUUGUUUGCUAAUGUUAAUGACAAUGCUGUAUCCCUCCCAGCAACAUUAGUAAAAAAGGCUCACCGGUUUAAAGCCCACAUAACUAGUAAGUUUAAGUGGGAUCUCAAUUUAGAGGAUGAUGGAGAAGAUGCUCCAGUCAUUGUGGAAACAGAGGAAGAUUCUCCAGUCAUUGUCGAGCUGAAGACUUAAUAGCAAAUGAAAAAGCUGAACUUGGAGCACUACCAAUGUUCCAACUUGAUCAUAGCAGCAUUACAAAAAUUUAAGUACAGUACUUUAAUACAAAGGUUUAUAAAUGCUUUAAAUUUAUAUGUAACGGAAUACAGUAAAAAACUGUACUUAUUCUGAGAAGUCAUUAAAGCAGUAAAUAUUA
Molecule: messenger RNA, 1689 nt
Organism: Cherax quadricarinatus
Lineage: Eukaryota; Metazoa; Arthropoda; Malacostraca; Decapoda; Parastacidae
Product: protein AAR2 homolog
Biological process (GO): spliceosomal tri-snRNP complex assembly
Source: RefSeq, a predicted model, not a curated record